Cucurbita moschata (crookneck pumpkin) is the source of this 844-nucleotide messenger RNA. RefSeq lists its product as uncharacterized. The transcript has 4 exons. The record is from RefSeq and is a predicted model, not a curated record. Bases 94 to 504 code for a protein of 136 amino acids. Lineage: Eukaryota; Viridiplantae; Streptophyta; Magnoliopsida; Cucurbitales; Cucurbitaceae.
GAAAAGUUAAGAGGCCGUGGUUCGAACCCAAUGCACAGCAGUUAGGCGCGAAACUCGAACCAAAAUCAGUCGGCCAAACGAAUCAGAGAGACGAUGUUAGCUUUGCAAAGGGCUUUCCGGACGAUCCAUACCACCGUUGAUGCUCCGCAAGUUACCAGUUUCGCUCUUCGCGCCCCCAAAUAUGUAGAGGUUAAAUUUGCAGAUGGAAGUGUGUUCAACUUGUCAGCUGAAUUCUUGAGAGUAUAUAGCCCAGCUGCUGAUGCUAAGGUUCGGUCAAUUGGGGGUGAAAAGGUAAUUUCUGGACGACGUCACGUCGGUAUCAUGUCUGCAGAACCAGUUGGGAACUAUGGGGUAAGGAUCCUUUUUGAUGACUUGCAUAGAACUGGGAUUUAUUCGUGGGAUUAUUUCUAUCAUCUGGGGAGCAACAAGUUUACAUUCUUGAGAAAUUAUGUUAAAACACUAAAGAAGCAUGGACUGAGCCGAGAUCCACCAAAGAGAAAGUGAUGGACAAAUCAACUUUCGUGAGCAGGUUGGAGAAAGAUUCAAUUGUUGAACUAUAAGCAUCAUCUGAGACCUCUUGGACUGUGAAGCAAGAACCUGAGCAUGGAAAUACACAUGUUAGUGUUGCUCCUUGCAAGAUUAUCUAUGAAUUUAGUUUAAUUACAAAUUAGGACUUGUAUUUCGAUGGUUGGUUGGCUACUUAGUCCUUAAGUUUUGACUAACAAAUUUUGAUUAUGACCAUUGAUUUGUUAAGAAGAUGCUUGAUAAAAUAGAGGGGUAUUUACACAUGAUGUUAAGUUUUAAUGAUCAAUUGUGUAAAACCACAAAGUUAUCUUGUCUCUCA